AGUGUCGCCUGCCUGGGGCCCCCGCCGCGUCGCGGGCGUCUCGGUGUCCCUGCGCAAAGCAGCAGGCGCGGCCGGAGGGAGGUGCGUGCGCCUUUGCGCGUGGCGGCGCCGAAGGCUGAGGCGCGAGACCCCGGGCAGGCGGGGACCUCCAAGCGGCCGGACUGAAGCUCGGACGUCGGGCAAGCGGGAGCUGGAGGGGCUCGGCUGGGUGUCAGGUGUUGCUGAGACCCAAUGGAGGACUCCACUCGCCUGGGCUACUGUAUUGUGGCUGGCAGCUUUGUGGCCUUCCAAUUCUUCUUCUCCGCUGUCAGCCCACAGUUAUCUUUGUCGCUGAGUUCCAGAUAUUCCACCCUUCCAUCAGUCAAGCAGAACGAAUGGAAUUCCAGAUGUGUGUCCACCCUCCAUGCUGUGAUAGUAGGCCUCUUCUGCCUCUGCAUCCUUUGGUUUGACGAUGCUGUAAAUGCCAACCCUAUCUGGGGAGACCCGUGGCUCGUCAAGCUGAACAUAGCUGUCACGUGUGGAUACUUGCUGUAUGAUCUGUUGCUGCUAGUGCGGUACUGGAGGACAUUGGGAGAUUCGCUUUUCGUUUGCCACCACUUGGCAGCGCUAUACGCUUAUGGAUACGUGUUGAGCCGAGGGGUACUGCCCUACUUUGCCAAUUUCCGUCUCCUCUCGGAACUCUCCACGCCCUUCGUGAACCUGCGGUGGUUCCUGGAUGCAGUUGGCUGGCCACGCUCUUCCUGGGUCGUCUUGGCCAAUGGCCUGGCCAUGAUGGUGGUCUUCUUUGUGGUUCGGAUUGCCGUCAUCCCCAGCUAUUACAUGCAAGUCUACUCCUGGUAUGGGACUCCUGAGUAUGAGCGCCUGGGCCUGGGUGUACAGCUGGCCUGGAUCGGGCCCAGCCUAGCCUUGGAAGUACUUAAUAUGGUCUGGAUGUAUCGCAUCACUCGGGGCUUCUACCGAGCCGUCUGCCGGUCCGUGUCUCGCAAGGCAGCAUGAGGAUGUUGAGAACGGGGCAGUACUUGGUCAGGAACACAGAGACUCUUAAGUACUUCUGGACCACGCUGGAAACUCCCCCUUCUAAUACCCUUAGAAGCCAGUAGCCAUAGGAACUGCUUCUGACCAUCCCCUUGGCCCAGGCAGACAACCCUGGAUCCAUACAACCGGAGCAUUUGUUUGUUUUUUCUUCCAUCAUCUUGGCCACCCUGAACAGAAUGAGCAACUGGAGAACAACAUCCAUCUCAAUUUUGGGGAUGGACUCUCUGGGCAUUUAACAUGGUUCAAAAUGUAUAGUUUAAACUCUUUCUGUGUGUAUAGCACAGGAAUAUCCUUUGGCUCACAUGGGUGGGUGUUGAGCAAAGAGAGAUAUAGCUGGAUCAACAGUUGCCUGGUCUUUGUGACUUCAGGCUUAGACUGUGACAGCGUGUCUAAACAGCUCAUUGCCUUGUUUCAGCUACAUGUCUAUCAGUUGGAAGGAAAAAUAUGCACCAUUGCCUCCAGGGAAGAGGGGCCUGGUUUUCUGUUGGAGGGAUACUUUAGAGGAAGAGAGAAGGGACGAAUGGAAACCGUUCUGCCACUUUGGCCAAUGGCUCUUUGUUCUUUUAUAGAAGUAUGUUGGGAGAAUGAAAUAGGCUGAAUGCAUACAGGAGGAAACUGUCAAGCGAGGCACUGAAAAUGGUGGAUUGGACGGCAGUAGUAAAUACUGGAAGACAGUGUUUGGAAAAAGGUGCUUCCACUCUAACAGGUUGGGGCGGAACUUGACAUUCCUUCGUACCAGGGUCCUCAGAACGCCGUCCUCAGCAAAACAAGGCUUCAUAACUCUCUUCACUUGGGCAUAACCACGACACUACUCUUGGCUGUGCUCUCUUUUGUUCUGAGAGCUCAAAAGUAAAGAGGUUGACACAAAAAGGCCUGAGCGGAACUAGUUCAAAGCAAACUGUGAGGUUGUUGGGGGCGGGCGGGGCCGACCCAGUUACCUUUCACAAGAACUACUCCAACAGGUGUUGGCUGCCAUUCUGAACCCAGGCAUCUCUCCUUGAGACAGCAUCCUUCUUCAGAGGAAAAUUGCAUCAUUCCAGCACAAUACUGCAAUAUUCUGUUGUACGUCAGUCGUAAUAUUGAGUGCAGCAGUGUGGAUUAUGGCUUCCUAAAAGUCACUGAUAAUGUCAUGUGUCACAUGUGAACAUAAGAAGAGCUUGCUGGAUCAGGCUCAUGCCCCCCAAAAAACACACACAUUGUGUGCAUGGCAAACUGUGACAGCAAGGCCCCAGCUGUGGAGAUCUGGUGUUGUGAGCGUCACAUUGCUGCUGAACGUGGGAAAUAGAUGUGUCCCAUUCCUCUGUGGUUACUCAUAGUGAAAUUAAGAUGCAACUGUGAGAAUGGCCCAGGUGAAUUUCCGGGUGAUUUGUAUCUUUGAUUCACCUUAGGGACCAACUGCAGAAGAACAGUUGCUUCUAUCUCGCCCCUCUGCACACACAUUCUGAUGAUACACUGCUUACAACAAGUUGUCAGGGGUUUAGCAUUCUGUUUGCAAGGUUCAUUGCACUGAUGCUAUUACUUCCUUACUUGUUCUCUAAUGCUGAAUCUUCCCCUGCCCCCCCAGCACUAAACACAACAGAGUUAUUCCAUCUCUAAGGCUGAGGGGGGAACACAGGAAGUUUACCUGUGCCUAAACCAGCUGAAAUGGAGCCCCCAUUAAUUUCUGUGGGUUUGCACAGGAGCCUUUUCUUGGGAACUCUGCUUCUAAGGUUGCGCUGGACCAAAUAUACCAACACCAGGUGCUUAACGUCUUGAGGUAGACUUCAAUAAGAAUUUAUAUGCUCUGGGUCAACUUCUACCAUUCCUCUACCUGGCUGCUAGGAGAGCAAGCUAAUUUUUAAGAAGCUUGUGAAAGCAUUGUUCCCAAAUCUGUGCCUUAAAAUGCUUCUCCAAGCACUUGGCAUCACCCUGGAAAAGUACCCUCCAGUUUGUGGUAAGGGUACAGCUGCCGGCAUACAUCAUUUCACUAUGAACAAAUUUAUGCCACAAAUUCAAGCAGUGGAAAUUGUGUUGUUGAUUUUCUCUGCUGUUCAGAUGGUUUAAUCCUCAACUAUGCAGCAUUUUUUAAUUUUCUAACCUCCAUUUAUUAACUGGAAUCAGUGAGCAUUAAUAUAAAAAAUAAGAUUAAUUUAUUAAA
Podarcis raffonei (Aeolian wall lizard) is the source of this 3172-nucleotide messenger RNA. Its product is annotated as TLC domain-containing protein 4-like. Bases 232 to 996 code for a protein of 254 amino acids. NCBI's taxonomy places the organism in Eukaryota, Metazoa, Chordata, Lepidosauria, Squamata, Lacertidae. Gene Ontology annotation, biological process: lipid homeostasis. The record is from RefSeq and is a predicted model, not a curated record. The transcript has 7 exons. Gene Ontology annotation, cellular component: endoplasmic reticulum; membrane.